AUGUCAAGAUCGGGUGAUGAAUGUGUUGUGGCUCUUACAGAUCAGUGGUACAUAACGUACGGAGAAUCAGAAUGGCGGCAAAUGGCUGAGGAGUGCUUGUCAAAAAUGAAUCUCUACUCUGAAGAAACAAGGCAUGGAUUUGAGCACACUUUGAGCUGGCUCAACAGUGGGCUUGCUCACGUUGCCCAUUUCUUUCACGAUGGAGACAUGUAUAAAGGGAGUAAGUCUUUGGUUCGCCCUCAGCAGAUGAAUGAUGAAGUUUGGGACUAUCUCUUCUGUGAUGGUCAGUACCCAAAAUCAUCCGACAUUCCUCAGAUGUUUUAGGAGGCACUUAAGAAUGGGUUUUACGACUUGCAAGCUGCUCGAGAUGAGUAUAGGCUCUCUUGCGGCAGUGGCGGCAUGAAUCAUGACUUGAUACUGAAGUUUAUGGAUGUGCAAACACGCCUCAUUGAACCAAUCUGUCCUCAGUUUGCAGAGCAUGUUUGGAGGGAACUUUUGAAGAAGGAAGGCUCUGUGGUAAAAGCAGGCUGGCCAACAUCAGAUGAGCCAGAUUUGGUUCUCAAGGGUGCUAACAAAUAUCUGCAAGAUUCUAUCAUCUUAAUGAGAAAGCUUCUACAGAAACAGCUCUCGGUUCCAAGAAGGCUGCCUAAGAAAGCAAACCGUACUUUUGCCCCUGAUGCAGAGAUACUUGGAGAACUGAGGGAGAUUAUGCAGAAGGAUGAGGAAGCAGAGAACUUCAAGCAAAUUCAGAAGCUUUGCAUGCCUUUCCUGAAAUUCAAGAAAGGACGAGGCAAUAGCUCUGGGAGUCAGGCUCUGAAUUUGAGGUUACCUUUUGGAGAGAAGGAAGUCCUUGAGAGUAACGUGGAGUUGAUCAAGAGGCAGCUUGGUCUUGAAGAGGUUGAAAUACAUUCUGCUGCUGAUGUGUGA
Molecule: messenger RNA, 927 nt
Organism: Microthlaspi erraticum
Lineage: Eukaryota; Viridiplantae; Streptophyta; Magnoliopsida; Brassicales; Brassicaceae
Source: the annotation of a GenBank genome assembly